This is a messenger RNA of Salvelinus namaycush (lake trout), 2074 nucleotides long. RefSeq names its product rho guanine nucleotide exchange factor 19. Lineage: Eukaryota; Metazoa; Chordata; Actinopteri; Salmoniformes; Salmonidae. Gene Ontology annotation, biological process: activation of GTPase activity. The transcript is spliced from 10 exons. Gene Ontology annotation, cellular component: cytoplasm; nucleus. Bases 119 to 1534 code for a protein of 471 amino acids. Gene Ontology annotation, molecular function: guanyl-nucleotide exchange factor activity. The record is from RefSeq and is a predicted model, not a curated record.
AAUACUUAAGUACAGUACCCCACUGUUAAGUUCUUAUUCUUCAAACCAUGACUGUCCUGUGUAACUAAUAUAAUGCCUUCUAUUUUUCCUUAGUUCUGGAGGCAUAGCAGCAACUCUCAUGUCUGUGGCCACUUUACAUUCAUGGAGUCUUGGAGGCCAAGUGCAGCGAUCUGUGCCCAAGUUAUUUUCUGUUCCAGGGCAGGAUGACAGGGAGGCUACAGCCUCUCCAUUAUCACGCUAUAAGGAUGAUGAUGACGAAGGGGCAGCAGAUGCCAAUAAAGAGGAAACUCAAGACCUCACUUUGAAGGAAUUGUUUGCGUCUAAGUACACUCAUGUUUUUCCUCUGUAUCAGUACUACUGCCUGCAAUCUGUAAAAGCUGACCUAAACAGGAUAAACAACAACAGUCUGUCUGAACUGGUGACCGCCCAGUGUCUACCUGGCCUACAGUCCCCACCUGUCUUCCGCGUGGUCACCUCUCCCCCACCACUGUCUCCUCUCACAGUAAACCCAUGCAGCUUUUGGCAGGACUUGUCUGAGGUGAAGGAGAGUGGCCUACUUAAAAUACUCUCCCUCGGCGAGAUCCGUCUACAGGAGGCUAUGUUUGAGAUGAUUGGUUCUGAGGCCUCCUACCUGAGAAGCCUGGGGGUAGCUGUGAAUCACUUCUUUGCAUCGAAGACACUGAAACAGACCCUCCAUCGCAUGGAGCAUCACAUUCUGUUUUCCAACCUGCGCAGUGUGAUGGCAGCCAGUGAGGGGUUUCUGCUGGACCUGGAGGUGCGUCUGGGGGAGAGUGUCGUGAUCUCUCAGGUUGGCGACAUUGUGCUGCGUCACUGCCUCAUGUUCCGAUCCCUCUACGUGCCAUAUGUGACCAACAUGAUGUACCAGGAGGCCCUGGUCACGCUACUGCUGCAGGAGAACCGAGAGUUUCUGUUAGCAGUGAAGAAACUGGAGAGUGAUCCAAUAUGUCGGCGACAGACCCUGAAAUACUUCCUUGUCCUCCCCUUCCAGAGGAUCACACGUCUGAAAAUCAUCAUGGAGAGCAUCCUGAAGCUGACCGGGCAAGACUCUAAAUCGAUACCUUGUCUAAAACAUGCCAUUGAAGCCAUACACAAGAUAGUGAUGGAGUGUGAUGGGGGGGUUCAGCGGAUGAAGCAGAUUGAGAAACUGGUGUACCUGGACAAGCACAUGGAUUUCGUCAAUGUUAAGUCCAUUCCUCUGAUCACAAGUGUCCGCUUUCUGGUGCAUGAAGGCCCCUUGAGACAGCUUACUCCAGAGGGCUACGUGCCAGGAUCCAGGAUUUCCUACAUGGAUGUUUACCUGCACCUUUUCAAUGACCUGUUGCUCAUCUCAUUGAAAAAAGAGAUGCGUUUCAGAGUGCUGGAUCAUGCGGUGUUCCCCACCCACGUGCACACUGAGCAGCUGAAAACAGAGGCCCUUGGUCUGCCCCUAGAGUCCUUCGUGCUGCGCCUCUCCCAGAACCACACUGGGCAUGCCACUGCUUUCAUACUCGCCCCACAUACCACUACCAGGUAAGAAGUUGGUUAGAAAUGCCUUUGUCCCCUCACAUCUAAUUCACACAAUGACUCCAUAUGCAUGUGUUUACAGGUCAGACAAAGACGCCUGGAUGAAGGCUCUGUCCUCUGUCAGUGGGGACAUGUAUGAAGGACCUGUGAAGUACUGUACUGUAUAGAGUUUCUGAUGUGUUAUUAGUCAAUGGUUCUCUGGAAGAGCAGCAGUUUUAGUUGCCUGUCAGUGUUACUGUAUUGGAAAAGUGUUAAGUUUGUUUUUAGACACGUUUCAGCUUCUGAUAUUGUGCAAGUUGAUGCGACAGUUUUAAUUUGUUACUGGAUUACAUGUACUUGCAUCUUAUUCACUUUGUGUAUAUUUGGCACUUAGUUUUCCUAUUUGCACUUUUUGGGGGGGUUGUAUAGCACUAUAUUGGUUAUUUUCGAUGGACCACAGCUCUUGUUCGUACAUGGAUGACUUGGACAGAUUAGUUACCAGCUCACAAUUAGUUUAGGAAACUUCAGUUUUAAAUUAUGUGAAUUUUAUGCAUGAUAAAUAAACUGUCAU